AUGCACAGUCUGGAGUGGUGUGUGGCCACUUGGAGACACCAGUCAGACCUCUCACUCAAACCCCACAGUUUGGAGAGGUGUGUGGCCACUUGGAGACACCAGUCAGACCUCUCACUCAAACCCCACAGUUUGGAGAGGUGUGUGGCCACUUGGAGACACCAGUCAGACCUCUCACUCAAACCCCACAGUCUGGAGAGGUGUGUGGCCACUUGGAGACACCAGUCAGACCUCUCACUCAAACCCCACAGUCUGGAGAGGUGUGUGGCCACUUGGAGACACCAGUCAGACCUCUCACUCAAACCCCACAGUCUGGAGAGGUGUGUGGCCACUUGGAGACACCAGUCAGACCUCUCACUCAAACCCCACAGUCUGGAGAGGUGUGUGGCCACUUGGAGACACCAGUCAGACCUCUCACUCAAACCCCACAGUCUGGAGAGGUGUGUGGCCACUUGGAGACACCAGUCAGACCUCUCACUCAAACCCCACAGUUUGGAGAGGUGUGUGGCCACUUGGAGACACCAGUCAGACCUCUCACUCAAACCCCACAGUCUGGAGAGGUGUGUGGCCACUUGGAGACACCAGUCAGACCUCUCACUCAAACCCCACAGUCUGGAGAGGUGUGUGGCCACUUGGAGACACCAGUCAGACCUCUCACUCAAACCCCACAGUCUGGAGAGGUGUGUGGCCACUUGGAGACACCAGUCAGACCUCUCACUCAAACCCCACAGUCUGGAGAGGUGUGUGGCCACUUGGAGACACCAGUCAGACCUCUCACUCAAACCCCACAGUCUGGAGAGGUGUGUGGCCACUUGGAGACACCAGUCAGACCUCUCACUCAAACCCCACAGUCUGGAGAGGUGUGUGGCCACUUGGAGACACCAGUCAGACCUCUCACUCAAACCCCACAGUCUGGAGAGGUGUGUGGCCACUUGGAGACACCAGUCAGACCUCUCACUCAAACCCCACAGUCUGGAGAGGUGUGUGGCCACUUGGAGACACCAGUCAGACCUCUCACCCAAACCCCACAGUCUGGAGAGGUGUGUGGCCACUUGGAGACACCAGUCAGACCUCUCACCCAAACCCCACAGUCUGGAGAGGUGUGUGGCCACUUGGAGACACCAGUCAGACCUCUCACCCAAACCCCACAGUCUGGAGAGGUGUGUGGCCACUUGGAGACGCCAGUCAGACCUCUCACUCAAACCCCACAGUCUGGAGAGGUGUGUGGCCACUUGGAGACGCCAGUCAGACCUCUCACUCAAACCCCACAGUCUGGAGAGGUGUGUGGCCACUUGGAGACACCAGUCAGACCUCUCACCCAAACCCCACAGUCUGGAGAGGUGUGUGGCCACUUGGAGACACCAGUCAGACCUCUCACCCAAACCCCACAGUCUGGAGAGGUGUGUGGCCACUUGGAGACACCAGUCAGACCUCUCACUCAAACCCCACAGUCUGGAGAGGUGUGUGGCCACUUGGAGACACCAGUCAGACCUCUCACUCAAACCCCACAGUCUGGAGAGGUGUGUGGCCACUUGGAGACGCCAGUCAGACCUCUCACUCAAACCCCACAGUCUGGAGAGGUGUGUGGCCACUUGGAGACACCAGUCAGACCUCUCACCCAAACCCCACAGUCUGGAGAGGUGUGUGGCCACUUGGAGACACCAGUCAGACCUCUCACUCAAACCCCACAGUCUGGAGAGGUGUGUGGCCACUUGGAGACACCAGUCAGACCUCUCACCCAAACCCCACAGUCUGGAGAGGUGUGUGGCCACUUGGAGACACCAGUCAGACCUCUCACUCAAACCCCACAGUCUGGAGAGGUGUGUGGCCACUUGGAGACACCAGUCAGACCUCUCACUCAAACCCCACAGUCUGGAGAGGUGUGUGGCCACUUGGAGACACCAGUCAGACCUCUCACUCAAACCCCACAGUCUGGAGAGGUGUGUGGCCACUUGGAGACACCAGUCAGACCUCUCACCCAAACCCCACAGUCUGGAGAGGUGUGUGGCCACUUGGAGACACCAGUCAGACCUCUCACUCAAACCCCACAGUCUGGAGAGGUGUGUGGCCACUUGGAGACACCAGUCAGACCUCUCACCCAAACCCCACAGUCUGGAGAGGUGUGUGGCCACGUGGAGACACCAGUCAGACCUCUCACUCAAACCCCACAGUCUGGAGAGGUGUGUGGCCACUUGGAGACACCAGUCAGACCUCUCACUCAAACCCCACAGUCUGGAGAGGUGUGUGGCCACUUGGAGACGCCAGUCAGACCUCUCACUCAAACCCCACAGUCUGGAGAGGUGUGUGGCCACUUGGAGACACCAGUCAGACCUCUCACUCAAACCCCACAGUCUGGAGAGGUGUGUGGCCACGUGGAGACACCAGUCAGACCUCUCACUCAAACCCCACAGUCUGGAGAGGUGUGUGGCCACUUGGAGAUGCCAGUCAGACCUCUCACUCAAACCCCACAGUUUGGAGAGGUGUGUGGCCACUUGGAGACACCAGUCAGACCUCUCACUCAAACCCCACAGUCUGGAGAGGUGUGUGGCCACUUGGAGACACCAGUCAGACCUCUCACCCAAACCCCACAGUCUGGAGAGGUGUGUGGCCACUUGGAGACACCAGUCAGACCUCUCACCCAAACCCCACAGUCUGGAGAGGUGUGUGGCCACUUGGAGACACCAGUCAGACCUCUCACUCAAACCCCACAGUCUGGAGAGGUGUGUGGCCACGUGGAGACACCAGUCAGACCUCUCACUCAAACCCCACAGUCUGGAGAGGUGUGUGGCCACUUGGAGACACCAGUCAGACCUCUCACCCAAACCCCACAGUCUGGAGAGGUGUGUGGCCACUUGGAGACACCAGUCAGACCUCUCACCCAAACCCCACAGUCUGGAGAGGUGUGUGGCCACUUGGAGACGCCAGUCAGACCUCUCACUCAAACCCCACAGUCUGGAGAGGUGUGUGGCCACUUGGAGACGCCAGUCAGACCUCUCAUUCAACCCCUUUAAACCCACAUUUUCCAGCAAUAUUCUUAACAUGUUACUGAAUAUAUCCAGAGUAUUUCAGAUUUCGUUAAUCAACAAAUAAUAUGAAAAGUACAGUAUAUGUAAAACAUAAAAUCAACAGUGUAACGUUUGAAUUCAGUCUUGUGUCAGGUGAACUGUUGUGGCCUCUCACCUAAGGUCUAAUCGUUUUCCCAUGAUCUCCAAACUGUUCCCUUUCAAUUGCUACCAUGGUUAUGCAUAUGCUUGUCAUAUUUCGUCUGUAAGAAACAUUUUAAUUCAGCCCUAUCCACGUAGGCCAAUUCCCAGGAGUGUAAAGGGUUAACCGGAAGGCCGGAAA
Molecule: messenger RNA, 3342 nt
Organism: Oncorhynchus keta (chum salmon)
Lineage: Eukaryota; Metazoa; Chordata; Actinopteri; Salmoniformes; Salmonidae
Exons: 14
Coding region: 1-3087 (1028 amino acids)
Source: RefSeq, a predicted model, not a curated record